Chelonia mydas (Green sea turtle) is the source of this 7662-nucleotide messenger RNA. It is a transcript of the gene SLC4A4, whose product is annotated as solute carrier family 4 member 4. The record is from RefSeq and is a predicted model, not a curated record. Gene Ontology annotation, molecular function: solute:inorganic anion antiporter activity; monoatomic anion transmembrane transporter activity; sodium:bicarbonate symporter activity. The transcript has 25 exons. Lineage: Eukaryota; Metazoa; Chordata; Testudines; Cheloniidae. Gene Ontology annotation, cellular component: basolateral plasma membrane; plasma membrane. Bases 356 to 3862 code for a protein of 1168 amino acids. Gene Ontology annotation, biological process: monoatomic anion transport; bicarbonate transport; transmembrane transport.
UAUUGUGACCGCUGUUGAAUGGUCUCACCAGAGACAGCACUUAGUCCCUUGGGAAUGGCAUGGCUUGUAGGGUUUAGUAGCUUUAGAACAUGGGGCAGCAGCUUCCACGUUCUGUUCGUUGUUUCUUUUCUGUACGCGCUUGAUUUAGCAGUAAACUUUUUCCAUUCUGGAUAAUUUCCCAUGGGGGGGGGGAAACAAAGCCCCCGCGGUUGUGCAGUGUCUUAGAUCGCACCUUUCCGCAUGCCAGGACGAGAGGCAUGUCUCUCCCCUCUGUUUUGCAAGGCUGUGGUUUGGUCACUUCACUUCAGCCAGCAAAGUGUGUGUGACUCUCGUCUCUUGUCGUCACCAGGCUGACAUGCAAUUGGAUGAACUUAACGUGCUCCGACUCCAGCUGCAGGGGCCCCUCCCCGGGGGAGGUAAAUGUGUCUCCGGGGGGAGAAAAAGGUCCGAGGCGCUGCUGCUCCUGCAGACCGGACCCCCGUUGCCGCCCGCCUCUGUUGGCCCUUCCCCAGGAAGGGAGCAGGCGGCGGCCGGCGCACUUGAUCCGGGGCCGGGGCCGGGGCCGGGGCCGGAGCCGCGCGGCGCGCCCGGGAGAGCGGCGGGCAAAAUGGAGGAUGAGGCAGUGCUGGACAGAGGGGCUUCCUUCCUUAAGCAUGUAUGCGACGACGAAGAAGUGGAAGGCCAUCACACCGUCUACAUCGGGGUCCAUGUGCCUAAGAGCUAUCGGAGAAGGAGACGGCACAGAAGAAAACCUGGGCUAAAGGAGAAGAAGGAAAGAGAAAAAAUCUCUGAGUACUACUCCGACAAAUCCGAUGCAGAAAAUGCGGAUGAGACGAGCAGCGGCAUCCUUAAACCGCUCAUCUCCCCCGCUGCUGAGCGAAUCCGCUUCAUUUUGGGUGAAGAAGAUGACAGCCCUGCACCCCCUCAGCUCUUCACCGAACUGGAUGAGCUUCUGGCUGUUGAUGGACAAGAGAUGGAAUGGAAGGAGACGGCAAGGUGGAUAAAGUUUGAAGAGAAAGUGGAACAGGGCGGAGAGAGAUGGAGCAAGCCUCACGUCGCUACGUUGUCCCUGCACAGCUUGUUUGAACUGAGGACGUGUAUAGAGAAAGGAUCCAUCCUGCUGGAUUUGGAGGCCACUUCUCUCCCUCAGGUAGUGGAGAUGGUUGUUGACAAUCAAAUCGAGACGGGCCUGUUGAAGCUAGACAUGAAGGACAAGGUCACCUACACGCUGCUCAGGAAGCACCGGCACCAGACCAAGAAAUCGAACCUACGCUCUCUGGCUGACAUCGGGAAGACCGUCUCCAGUGCAAGCAGUCCAGCCAUGACCCAUAGAAACCUGACUUCCACCAGUCUGAACGACAUCUCUGACAAACCUGACAAGGAGCAGCUGAAGAAUAAAUUUAUGAAGAAAUUGCCCCGGGAUGCUGAGGCCUCCAAUGUGUUGGUUGGUGAGGUAGACUUCUUGGAAAACCCUUUCAUUGCCUUCGUCCGGCUGCAGCAGGCAGUUAUGCUGGGUGCUUUGACUGAAGUCCCCGUUCCUACCCGAUUUCUAUUCAUUUUGCUGGGUCCGAAGGGAAAAGCUAAGUCCUACCAUGAGAUUGGUCGAUCCAUUGCCACUUUGAUGUCCGAUGAGGUGUUCCAUGACAUUGCCUAUAAAGCCAAAGACAGGCAGGACCUGAUCGCUGGAAUCGAUGAGUUCCUGGAUGAAGUCAUUGUGCUUCCACCUGGGGAGUGGGACCCAGCCAUCAGGAUAGAGCCCCCCAAAUCUCUCCCAUCUUCUGAUAAAAGGAAAAACAUGUAUUCGGGUGGGGAGAAUGUACAGAUGAAUGGAGACACGCCUCAUGAUGGGGGCCAUGGAGGUGGGGGCCACGGCGACACUGAAGAACUACAACGAACUGGCAGAUUUUGUGGUGGUUUAGUCAAAGACAUAAAGAGGAAAAUACCUUUCUUCGCCAGUGACUUCUAUGAUGCUUUAAAUAUCCAAGCUCUUUCAGCCAUUCUCUUCAUCUACCUGGCCACAGUGACCAAUGCUAUCACUUUUGGAGGUCUGCUUGGUGAUGCUACAGACAACAUGCAGGGAGUGCUGGAGAGCUUUCUGGGCACAGCAGUCACUGGAGCGGUCUUUUGCCUUUUUGCUGGUCAGCCACUCACAAUUCUGAGCAGCACAGGACCUGUCCUUGUCUUUGAAAGACUCCUGUUUAAUUUCAGCAAAGACCAUGGAUUUGAUUACUUGGAGUUCCGUCUCUGGAUUGGCUUGUGGUCAGCCCUCCAGUGUCUCAUUCUGGUUGCUACUGAUGCCAGUUUCCUGGUCAAAUACUUCACCCGCUUCACAGAAGAGGGAUUUUCCUCCCUGAUCAGCUUCAUCUUCAUUUAUGAUGCUUUCAAGAAGAUGAUCAAAUUAGCAGACUAUUACCCAAUCAAUUCCAAUUUUAAAGUGGACGAUAUCACAGUUUACUCCUGUGACUGCAUGCCACCAAAGCCAGAUAAUCGUUCAGUAUUGAAUGAGACAAUGGCAGCGUCAGUUGAUUGGCUGACCAGUUCCCCUGCUGAGAAGUACAAUAACACGAUCGCCUGGCCAUCUCUGACAAAGAAGGAGUGCUGGAAAUAUGGAGGCUACCUUGUGGGCAACAGCUGCAACUACGUCCCUGACAUCACCCUCAUGUCUUUUAUCCUCUUCUUUGGCACCUACACCUGCUCCAUGGCUCUGAAGAAAUUCAAAACCAGCCGUUAUUUCCCAACCACUGCCAGGAAGCUCAUCAGUGACUUUGCCAUUAUCUUGUCCAUUCUGAUUUUCUGUGGAAUAGAUGCCCUAGUAGGUGUGGAUACACCGAAACUAAUUGUGCCAAGUGAAUUCAAGCCAACCAGCCCUCAAAGAGGCUGGUUCGUCCCACCCUUUGGAGGGAACCCCUGGUGGGUGUACCUCGCAGCUGCCAUCCCUGCAUUGCUGGUGACCAUUCUCAUCUUCAUGGACCAGCAAAUCACAGCCGUCAUCGUCAACAGGAAAGAGCACAAGCUCAAGAAAGGUGCUGGCUAUCAUCUGGAUUUGUUUUGGGUGGCUGUUCUGAUGAUUAUAUGUUCCUUCAUGGCCCUGCCCUGGUACGUUGCUGCUACUGUGAUCUCCAUUGCCCACAUCGAUAGCUUGAAGAUGGAGACUGAGACCUCAGCACCUGGAGAACAGCCCAAGUUUCUGGGAGUGAGGGAGCAGAGAGUCACUGGAGUCAUUGUAUUCAUUCUCACUGGUGUGUCAGUCUUUAUGGCUCCCAUCUUGAAGUUUAUUCCUAUGCCUGUGCUCUAUGGAGUGUUCCUCUACAUGGGUGUCGCUUCCCUUAAUGGAGUGCAGUUCAUGGAUCGUCUGAAGCUGCUUCUGAUGCCUCUGAAACAUCAGCCUGACUUCAUUUAUCUGCGUCACGUGCCGCUGCGCCGGGUCCACCUGUUCACUUUCCUGCAGGUGGUGUGUCUGGCCCUCCUCUGGAUCCUCAAGUCAACUGUGGCUGCUAUAAUAUUCCCAGUCAUGAUCCUGGCACUUGUGGCGGUCAGAAAAGCCAUGGACUACCUCUUCUCCCAGCAUGACCUCAGUUUCCUUGAUGACGUCAUUCCAGAAAAGGACAAGAAGAAGAAAGAGGAUGAGAAGAAGAAGAAAAAGAAGAAGGGCAGUCUGGAUAGUGACAAUGACGAUGAGAAAAAUCACCAACAUUCCUUGAACGCCAUACAUCGUGCUGAUAAAAUUCCUUUCCUUCAGUCAGACACACUGCCAAGCCCUCCACGAACUCCAGUGAAAGUUGUGCCUCAAAUUAGAAUAGAACUUGAGCCUGAAGACAAUGGUUAUUUCUGGAGGAGCAGGGGAACAGAAACUACUUUGUAACUUUUUUUGUUUGUUCAGUUUUUUUUGUCACCAGCCAAAUAUUAAAAUGCUCUCUGCUGCAUAGGUAAAUGUGAAACACACUAUACCUUGCCUUCUAUCACUCAGACACACACGCAUCUCUCAUUUUUUUAAGCAGAGGGCAGAAGUAUUAAGGAUAUAUUAUAAAUACCUUUGUGAAAUGUCAGAGGAACUGACAUUAUCUUAGUUGUGAAUCAGUGUUUGUUUUUUCUGUCUGGCAGAACAAAACUGACCUCCAGGCUAAUUCAAUGUCUUUACUACACUACUGGACAGUGCUGCUACACUAACUUGCUCUUAAAAGGUACUUCACUCCCAGCACAGACAAACUAGUGCCAGCGUCAUAGCUUGUGUUCUGAAAUGUCCCUUUCCUAUGCAACUUUUUGUUUUAAAACACUUUAAUGGACUUAUCUGUCAGGUACACUGAAGAGUGUUAUUUUCCUAGAUUAUUUUGUUUAAAUUAUGGGGCCUAACCUGCAACUUUUGUCAAUUUUUUUAAACUUUUUUUUAAUUACUGUAAAGAAAAAUGAAUUUUUCCUGCAGCAGGAAACAUAGUUUGGAGUAGUUCUACCUCUUAUUUCUAGAUGCCAGGCUCUCUGUAAAAAUGUAUUGUACAAUAUGUGAUUUUUACAAAAAUUACACAAUCUCCAAGUCAUGGCAUAGGGCUGGAUCAGUUUUAAUAAUAUCUUGCAUCUGAAGCCUCUGUUUGUUAAUUUGUUUUUAAAGACUCUAGCUGUACAUGAAGGUGACAGGAUGUAAGUUAACUCUUGUGUGGUUUAGGAAGAGACUUACAUUUAAUGGCAAUAACUGAUGUGCUGAUUGUAUUAAUUUUGUUGCUUUCCAAUGCAGUAUGGUUAGAAUUAUUUCAUGUACAGACGUGUGUGUGUGUGGCUGUACACAUCUGCAUGUAAUACAGCAUGGACACCAUAAUCAUAUGGUUAAGGGGAAGAUAGUUUUUAAUCUUACUUAUCAGGAUAUAUAUCCAUAACAUUUCCUACUUAGGAAAGCCACCAAUCUGUCUACACUCUGAAUGCAGAUAACUGUACUCCCCCAGAUCCGUUCACCAUUGUGUAUAGAACUUACAGCUUAGAAUCCACAAUGACAAAGAUACCAUUUAGAAUGCAUCUUUUUAAAUAGAUAAAAUAUCCACACGCAUUUGCCUGUUUGUUCAAAAGCAAAGUAGGCAAAGGUCUAUACUUUAAAGAAUAGAGGAUUAAAAAAACCUCAAACCAUUUGGGAAAUUGGGCAUUACACUGAAAUUUAUCCAGCUGACUGUCUGACAAGGUUCCAUUUCUUUGGAUGUGCAUUAAAUGUAGCACACAGUCAAGGCAUCAUUUAUCUUCCCUGGGGGAAAUCAUCCCAGUGCAGGGAUAGGACUUAGUUGGUACUCCGCUAGGGGUCUGCUCCACUUUCAGGGCCUGAUCAACUGCCCAAUUAAGUCAAAGGAAUUUCCACUCCAUUGUUCCUUCAAGGGUCAGGGCCCCACUGUUAGAUGCAUAUCUUUCACCUCCAACCCUCUCUUCUCUUGGGGAAUUUCACUCAGUAAGGAAAUGCUGACCCAGUCGACAGCAUCUUGUUACGGAGACUUGGCACCAGAUAGUACUGUUGCAGGCAGAGACUUUUAUAAGGUCAAGAAAUCUGGGGAUUGGCACUCAACUUUUAUUUGCCCCUCUGGCCCCUAGCCCUUGAUGACAUGCAGCUGCUCAAUCCUGCUCCUGUUGAAAUCUAUGGGGGUCUUGCUGUGGGCUGAGUUUAUUCUUACUGGCUUUAAGGGGCUGGCCUAAUAUUUGAUACCAUAUGCAUUUUAAAAGAAAUUGUACACCCCCACAAGCUACUUUCUAACACUUUGUACCUCAGGGGAAAUGAAACUGCUGCAAGAGGAAUACGGGCCUGCAAAGCUGUAAUGAAAACAACACAGCCCAUCGUAAACAUAAAUGUCAUGAUAGUACGGAGACCUGAUAUGCCAAAUUUUAGCCUCCCAAGCCACACUGCAGGCAUAGUAGAGGGGUUUUUCUCUUGUCCAAAUAUGCUACAGAAGUCUCUGGAAAUGUUAUUUUUAAAUAAAAUGCUGUAUUGAAAGACAUCAGAAAUAUGGACCAUAAUAAUUGCAGCCUGGCCCUAUUGAAGCUACAGCAGUUUGCACCCAUUCACAAACCAGCCCCUUAUUCUCCCACUGUCACUAGUAUUAUUUGAGCGCUACACCUAUAACCCAGCAGUGUAUCAUGUUUAGCAACAAUAUUACACAUAGAAGUGGGGGGAGGGAUGGUAAAUACAUUAAAAAAAAUGCCAAAUACAGCAGCCCACCUUACAUCAGCAUUUAAAAAACAAAUGUACACCCUCCCCAUCCAAUAUCAGAUCUAAAUUCCAGCCCAUGGUCAGUCCAGCUUUAGAGGGACAAAAUAAAGAGUAAUUUGCUGUCACUUGGAAAGUUUGACAAAGGGAAGGAAAUGCAGCCUUUCUUCCUUGGCAGAUCAGCAUACUGUCAACAGUCCAGCCCUGAUUCUCCUAAGUGACAUCUAAACCAGGAAGGGAGUGUAUACUGCCUUCAGCUAACUGGAGGAUGGAUAAUCAGGGUUGUGCUGUGUUAAUUUAAAACAUAAAACACUUUCAUUCCUCUAUAAAAAUCAUAACCCACUAUAAUGUGAAACAACAGAGCCAUGUAUGCAUGUGUAGGAUUUUGGUUUAGAGAAACGCAAAUGUGCUGGCUGAGGAAGGAUUGAAAUUAGUGUUGGACAACAGCAGAUUUUUUUAGAAAAGCACUGAAGGAAGAACGGCUUACAAUGCACCCUCCCGCCCCACACCCCCAACAGCAAAUAUUUACAUUUGCUAUUACCUGGUGAUCCAUCUCCAGCAAAUGAGGUCUUCCACUUUUGAACCACGUUAAAAUGUACUUGAAAUGUAUUGACUGCUGAUUUCUGAUUGAGUUCUUAUGCAGAGAGAGCGACAUUGUUGGGGGAUGGGACCAAAAAAAAUUGGUAUUUUUCUCAUCUAUAUACACACAAUUCUUUUGUGGCAGAAGCCUGGGACUUUUCACGACAGAGCACUAAACUGAAGGGUGGGUUGUUUGUUUCAAACGAACAAAAGACCUGCUUGCUCCAAAAGAUGAAAUGCAGCAAAGUGGCCCUUUGAUAGCCUAUGUAGGGUCUCAUGAAAUAGCAUUUCAUUGCACUUUUUCAGCCUUGUGACAGUAAAUAGCAAUUAUGUCAGAAAAAAAUCAAGGUGGGGGAGAAGGUUUGAGAGUGCUUUUAGGGGCUGAAUCAAAGUCCACUGAAAUCAAUGAGCACCCUUAAUUAGAUGAGCUUCUAACAACAUUUACAAACCUGCUACUCAGGGCUAAUAUUUAAAAAAAAACUGCAGAUAAUUUUGUCCCAGACCUACAAUGUGAAACAACCGGUGAUUGUCUCAUCUUUGUAGCCAUUCCUAUGGCUGAUACAUAUAUGUAUUCAUUACAUUUUUGGAAUCAACACGCACUUUCAGAUACUUCUGUUAUUUUUAAUCCUCUUAAGUCUGUAUUUGCUUUGGAGGAGAGAAUAAAAACUUAUUUUAAAAUGAAGUAGAUAAAGAUGGUGGAACAAAAAGGAAAAAAACAGAAAACAUUUCAAUAUAUUAAUGAUUUUUUCCAGUAAUAUAAAACACGAAAUUCCUUAUAACAGUAUAGUAUUUUACAGUUUUAUGAAGCUUUCUAUUGUGACUUUUAUGGAAUCAAGAGAUGAACAAGAUGAGAUAUUUUAGCAUUUAUAUUUUUCAAAAUUAAAUGUGUACUGAAAAUAAAGUAACUUUAUGCA